UAGAGUCAUUUCGUGCGCUUUCGCAGAGACGACGACGACGCACACAGCCUUCUUCACUUCUCACUUCUCUACGUUUUUUUUUCACCUGAAAUUUCACUUGUGCUUCGUCUUCCAGAGGUGGAUCUCUAACUUGGGUGAUGGUGUAAUUUAAAAUUAAGAUGACAUCUUCGCAUAAUAUCGAGUUGGAGGCAGCUAAGUUUCUGCAUAAACUUAUUCAAGAUUCUAAAGAUGAGCCUGCAAAGCUAGCAACUAAACUUUAUGUGAUAUUGCAGCACAUGAAAACCAGCGGAAAGGAACACUCAAUGCCUUAUCAAGUCAUAUCUAGGGCCAUGGACACUGUAGUCAAUCAACACGGUCUUGACAUUGAAGCUUUGAAGUCAUCGUGUCUUCCUCAUGCUGGUGGUACCCAAACGGAAGAUUCUGGGUCUGCUCAUUUGGCUGGGUCUUCCCAAGUGGUUGGAGUUAGCAAUGAGGGCAAAGCAAGUCUAGUUGAAAAUGAGAUGUCAAAAUAUGAUGCAUUCACUUCUAGUAGGCAGCUUGGUGGAUCAAACAGUGCAUCACAAACCUUUUACCAAGGGUCUGGAACUCAAAGUAACAGAUCAUUCGAUCGUGAGAGUCCAUCCAACAUGGAUUCUACGUCGGGGAUCUCUCAAUCUCAAAGGGAGGGCAAGUCAAGUGGAAAGAGAAAGAGAGGUGAAUCAUCACUUUCAUGGGACCAGAAUAUGGAUAACUCUCAAAUAUUUGAUAGCCACAAGAUUGAUGAUCAGACUGGAGAAGUAAGCAAAAUAGAAAUGCCUGGUAAUUCAGGUGACAUUAGGAAUAUGCAUGUUGGGUUGUCAUCAGAUGCUUACACUAAUCCACAGUGUGGCUGGCAAAAUAGCGAAGUCACAGCAACCAGGCCUCCAGUACAUAAAGAAGCUGGAAAUAAUGUUGCAGCAGAGGGAUCACUGCCCUCAGGUUCACCUUUUAGAGAGCAACAAUUGAAGCAGCUCAGAGCCCAGUGCCUUGUGUUUCUAGCUCUCAGAAAUGGUUUGGUGCCAAAGAAACUGCAUGUAGAGAUCGCCCUUCGAAAUACUUUCCGCGAAGAUGACGGUUUCCGCGGAGAAAUGUUUGAUUCCAAAGGGAGAACACAUACGUCCAGUGAUUUGGGUGGCAUUCCUGACGUCUCUGCACUGUUGUCAAGACCAGACAAUCCCACUGGAAGAUUGGAUGAAAUGGACUUCUCAUCCAAAGAAACCGACAGAUCAAGAUUAGGGGAAAGAAGUUUUGCAAAUACUGUAUUUUCUGACGGGCAAAAGCUGCUAGCAUCUAAAAUUCCAGGCUCUCAAGCACAAAACCAAGUUGCUGUCAGUCAUUCCCAACUGGCCUUUUCUCCUGGUUUGACCAAACACACACCAUCGGAGAUGGUGGGGUGGGCUGGAGUAAUCAAAACUAAUGACCUCUCAACUUCAGCUGUUCAACUCGAUGAGUUUCACGCUUCUGAUGAAGAGCAAGGUAAAUUGCUACCAUCACCUAAGUACACCAUGUCGCAGAAAUGGAUUAUGGGUCGACAGAAUAAGAGACUAUUGGUUGAUCGGAGUUGGUCUCUUAAACAGCAGAAAGCCGACCAGGCAAUUGGGGCACGGUUCAGUGAGUUGAAGGAAUCUGUGAGUUUGUCUGAGGAUAUAUCUGCAAAGACCAAGAGUGUAAUAGAACUGAAAAAGCUUCAGCUGUUAAAUCUGCAACGGCGUUUGAGGAGUGAGUUCGUGUACAACUUCUUCAAACCUAUUGCAACUGAUGUUGAGCAUCUAAAGUCAUAUAAGAAACAUAAGCAUGGCCGGAGAAUUAAGCAGCUUGAAAAGUAUGAGCAGAAGAUGAAGGAAGAGAGACAAAGAAGAAUUCGUGAGAGACAAAAGGAGUUCUUUGGGGGGUUAGAAGUUCACAAGGAUAAACUAGAGGAUUUGUUUAAAGUUAAGAGAGAAAGAUUGAAGAGUUUCAAUAGGUAUGUAAAGGAGUUCCACAAAAGAAAGGAACGGCUUCACCGCGAGAAGAUUGACAAAAUUCAACGUGAGAAGAUCAAUUUGCUAAAGAUAAAUGAUGUGGAGGGUUAUCUCCGGAUGGUGCAGGACGCCAAGUCAGAUCGAGUAAAGCAACUACUCAAAGAGACUGAAAAGUACCUUCAGAAACUUGGAUCCAAGUUAAAGGAGGCUAAAUCUUUGACCAGUCGAUUUGAGAAUGAGGGAGAUGAAACACGUAUGUCAAAUGCGACCGAAGAUGAAACUUUGGUUGAAAAUGAAGAUGAGAGUGACCAAGCAAAGCACUACCUGGAAAGCAACGAAAAAUACUACUUGAUGGCUCACAGUAUAAAAGAAAAUAUUAAUGAGCAGCCAUCGUGCCUAGUGGGUGGAAAGUUAAGAGAGUACCAAAUGAAUGGCUUAAGGUGGCUACUUUCACUGUACAACAAUCACUUAAAUGGCAUUUUAGCUGAUGAGAUGGGUCUCGGGAAAACUGUUCAGGUUAUUUCUUUGAUUUGCUAUCUGAUGGAGACGAAAAAUGACAGAGGUCCCUUUUUGGUUGUUGUACCAUCUUCGGUUCUGCCUGGUUGGCAGUCAGAGAUUAACUUCUGGGCCCCAUCAAUUCAUAAAAUUGUUUACUGUGGGCCUCCUGAGGAAAGGCGCAAACUAUUUAAGGAGCAAAUUGUUCAUCAGAAGUUCAAUGUCCUUCUGACGACAUACGAGUAUCUUAUGAAUAAGCAUGAUAGACCGAAAUUAAGCAAGAUUCACUGGCAUUAUAUUAUUAUUGAUGAAGGACAUCGCAUAAAGAAUGCAUCCUGCAAGCUGAAUGCAGACCUGAAACAUUAUGUUAGCUCCCACCGACUCCUGUUAACCGGAACCCCAUUGCAGAACAACCUAGAAGAAUUGUGGGCUCUGCUUAAUUUCCUGCUGCCUAAUAUUUUCAACUCGUCAGAAGACUUUUCACAGUGGUUCAACAAACCAUUUCAAAGUAAUGGAGAAAAUUCUGCUGAGGAGGCGUUGCUAUCAGAAGAAGAGAAUCUACUGAUCAUCAAUCGACUUCAUCAAGUUCUUCGACCAUUUGUGCUGCGUCGGCUGAAACAUAAGGUUGAGAAUGAGCUUCCUGAAAAGAUAGAGAGAUUGAUACGCUGCGAGGCUUCGGCUUAUCAGAAGUUGUUGAUGAAGAGGGUUGAGGAUAAUUUGGGCUCGAUUGGAAAUGCGAAGUCUCGUGCAGUGCACAACUCAGUAAUGGAGCUUCGGAAUAUUUGCAAUCAUCCAUAUUUAAGCCAACUGCAUUCAGAGGAGGUCAAUAACAUAAUUCCUAAGCAUUUUCUGCCCCCAAUUGUAAGACUGUGUGGGAAGCUUGAGAUGUUGGAUCGGCUUUUGCCUAAACUCAAAGCAACAGACCAUCGGGUUCUUUUCUUUUCCACAAUGACGAGGCUUCUUGAUGUUAUGGAAGAUUACCUCACCUUGAAGGGGUACAAAUACCUUAGGUUGGAUGGGCAAACAUCGGGGGGUGAUCGUGGUGCUCUUAUCGAUGGUUUCAACAAGUCGGGUUCCCCAUUUUUCAUAUUUCUGUUAAGCAUACGGGCUGGUGGAGUAGGAGUUAAUCUCCAAGCUGCUGAUACUGUGAUAUUAUUUGACACCGACUGGAAUCCUCAGGUUGAUCUGCAAGCUCAAGCAAGGGCGCACAGGAUUGGCCAGAAAAAAGAUGUGCUUGUUCUUCGUUUUGAAACGGUCAAUUCGGUUGAGGAGCAAGUCAGAGCUUCAGCUGAGCACAAACUUGGAGUUGCUAACCAGAGUAUAACCGCUGGCUUCUUUGACAAUAACACAAGUGCUGAAGAUCGUAAGGAAUAUCUGGAAUCCCUUUUGCGUGAAUCAAAGAAAGAGGAGGAUGCCCCAGUAUUGGAUGAUGAUGCCUUAAAUGAUCUUAUAGCUCGAAGGGAGUCAGAGAUUGAUAUCUUUGAGUCCAUCGACAAGCAAAGGAAAGAAAAUGAGAUGGAAACAUGGAAUACCUUGGUACAUGAGCCGGGGUCUGAUAGUUUUGACCAUUUAACACCUAUACCCUCUCGGCUUGUUACUGAAGAUGAUUUAAAACUAUUAUAUGAAACAAUGAAACUCAAUGAUGUCCCGAUGGUUGCAAAAGAAUCAACUGUUGGCAUGAAACGGAAGGAUGGAUCAAUGGGAGGCCUGGAUACUCACCAAUAUGGAAGAGGGAAACGAGCAAGAGAGGUUCGAUCUUAUGAAGAGAAAUUAACAGAGGAGGAGUUUGAGAAGUUGUGUCAGACUGAGCCACCUGAUUCUCCCCAAGGCAAGGGCGAAGGAAGUGAAAAAAGCUUGGCGGAUGAUACAUCAGUUAUACCAUUUGAAACGUCUAUUGACACACUACUCCCUACAUCUCCGACAAAGGCAAUAACUUUACAACCAAUGGAACCUCUAAGGACACAGCCGCAGCCCCUGAAAGAAGAAACACAACCUAUCAAACGGGGCCGUGGUAGGCCGAAGAGAACGGAUAAAACCUUGACUCCGGUAUCGUUAUCAGCUGUAAGCAGGACACAGGCAACAGGGAAUGCUAUCUCAUUGGCAGUAACUGGUCCUGAUUUUGGUAGUCCGGAUAAAAAGCUAGAAGCAGCUUCUAAUUCUAGUUCGUCUCUGGCCCUGACAUCGCCUGAUUUAUCUGCUCCUCCUGGGUUUCAAUCAUUGCCAGCAUCUCCCGCUCCUAUGCCAGUAAGAGGCCGAGGUAGGGGAAGAAGCAGGGGGCGUGGAGCAGGAAGGGGAAGAAGAGGUGAAGGUGUAUUGCAUGGUUCCAACAGUUCUAGUACUCAGAGAACUGAAACCGCUGCAUCUCUUUCUAGGGAUCCAGAAGCUACAAACUCUAGUCUUCCUCCUGCAUCUGAGAUUGUUUCUAGAGUCCCUAAACCUAGUGACGGAAGUACUUCGUAUCCUGAUCCAGUACCUCCUGUGCGUUCUGUAACUACUUCAGUCCAAUCAGACAAAGCAGCAGAUAGUAACCUAGAUGCACCACCUGGGUUUGAUUCAGGAUCCCAUGCUCAGACGCUAAAUGUACUUGAGAAUUCAUUGGAAAGAAAAGCAGCUGCUGUAAAGAAGAGCAUCCAGCAUCCAGGACUUAAUAAAAAGCCACAUGAUUUGCCAGUCUCCACUAGCUCUACUUUUUCGGGUGCUGGCCCAAUACAAAAUCAGAGUGCUGUCUCUUCUGUUUGUGAUGGAUCCAAAAGUCCUUCUGUAGCCUCUGUUGAGGCUGUAAAAAAUAAACAUCCAGAGGGUCGAACAUAUACAGCUUUGCCAGGUGUGACAGCUGCACCUUCUGAUGCUACUCUGCCAGUGAGUUCGCAACCUGGUGGUUCUACAGUUGAAGCUCAAGAAGCCAAUGUUCCUUCUCUUCCUGCAGCCGUUCCUGCUAAGAGGCGAGGCCGCAAUUUGCCAAGUAGAGGAGAAACUCCCAGACGCCAAGGAAAGAGGCGUGGCCAAGCUUUACCUGCUACUGAUGGCUCUUCUGGUAGGAGUACAGGAUUAACACCACAAAUAGAGGUCAAGGUUGGUAAUUCAUCAGGCACCAAAGCUAUAUCGGCUGGAAAUAAGUGUGAUGCUGUUGCCAAAGAACAACCCCACUUAAGCCAGUCAGUUGCAUCCGAUAUUCACUCUUCUGGUAGCUUGGGUCAGGAAAGUAGAAGAGACACCUCUGGUAUUGGUGGUUCUGCUAGGAAACAAACUGCUGAUGUAACUGAUGUUGCUCGUGUCAUGAAAGAGAUCUUUUCAGAGACUUCCCUAUUAAAACAUAAAGUUGGAGAGCCUUCUGCAACAACGAAAACAAAUGCGCCUGACGCACAAUCCCCAAGUGAGAUGAAUUUGCACAGAGUUGAAACCCACGAGGCAGAGAAUGAAAUCCAAUCUGCGAAGCGAAUGGAAGAGGAUUCUUGUGGUGUUAAGACUCAAGAAGCUCCAUAUAACUUGAGGAAGGAAGAAAAAAUUGUUUCAGAUGUUUCUCAUCCUGUUCCUGGUAAUCUGACAACUUCAGGUUCAGUUGCAAACAAGGCUGAUGACAUUGGAUCGACUAAGGCUAUUUCCGAGAAUGACCUUGUCAAGAUUCCGGGUGGUGAAGUAGAUUCUUCUGUGAUAUCCCCCACUUUGGGAAAUGCUUUUGCUGCUAAGUCGUCUUUGGAAAAGUGCUCUACAGAUCAGCUUGUGGUAGAAAAAUUGUCUCAAGAUACUGUUCAUGGUGAAACAUGCCGCGUGAGUGUAGACCUGUCCGAAGAAACAGCAUCUUCAUUGAGUUAUGUUCGAUCUGAGCCUAUUGCAUCUGCGUCGACAACUGCGGAACCUCUACCAACUGAAAAGUUGGAAACAAAUAUUUCUUUUCAAGUAGAAGGUGAAAGAAGAGAAGACGAGAAUGGUGAAAGAAGAGAAGCUAUCCUCCUAAGUCCGGAAGAAAAGACGAAUGUUAACUCCAAGAUUGAGACACAUUCUGAGGAACUUCAAGCCAGUAGAACAGAUGAAGUUCCUCAUGUGGAUGGAGAAUCUGUUGAAACUGCAAAUCAGACGGUUAAAGAAGAUGAGGCAACCAAUUCUGUUGAAGUUCAAUCGUCUAUGCUGGUGACUGAUGAAUUGCCUAAUGUUAGACAAAAGGGUCACAGUAACAUUGACAUGCAGACAUUGGUAGUUACAAGCAAAGAGAACUCUAUGUCCCUUGACGAUACAGAUAAUGAUCCUAUAUCUAAAUCUGCUAAUACAGAACAAGAUCCUGAAGAAUCUGUUUCGGUCCAAGGUGUUGAUAGGCCUAAAGUUGGUACUGCUGACACACAGAUGGAGGAUACCGAUGAUGCCAAACUUCUAGUGGGCUGUUCAGUUGAAAAUGAGGAGAAAGAGAAAACUCUUCAAUCCCAUAUGCCCAGUGGUGAUGCUGUUAGCCAUGCAAUGGAAGCGAUAAAAGAUAGUGAAGGAGAUGAUUUACAUGGAAAGUCUCUAGUUUCCUGUCCAGCAAUGGAAGCGAUGGAACAUAAGGGGCUUGAAUCAGAGACACAUGCUCAUACAGAAUCAAGUGGUAUUGAUAGGGAAAAUGAAAUAUCAGAAAGUAUGUCUGAUGGCGAAAAAAUGAAUAUUUCAUCUGUGCAGGUCCCAGAUGCAUCUCAUGAUUUAAAAGUACCACAGGAUCCAACAGACCGUGAACACAUGCAAGAAAAUGCGGAUGUACCUGCAUCACCUCACAGAGCAGCGCCAAACAUUGUGGUUUCCCAGUCUGAAGGAAAACAGUCUCCAAGUAUCUUACCGGACGAUGUGGCAAGACAACUAGAAAGUAUGUCUAGUGACGAGAAAAUGAAUAUUUCAUCUGAGCAGGUCCCAGAUGCAUCACAUGAUUUAAAAGUACCACAGGAUCCAACAGAUAUUCCCCUAGUUGGUGGGACAGACCCUGAACACAUGCAAGAAAAUGCGGAUGUACCUGCAUCACCUCACAGAGCAGCGCCAAACAUUGUGGUUUCCCAGUCUGAAGGAAAACACUCUCCAAGUAUCUUACCGGACGAUGUGGCAAGACAACUAGAAAGUAUGUCUAGUGACGAGAAAAUGAAUAUUUCAUCUGAGCAGGUCCCAGAUGCGUCACAUGAUUUAAAAGUGCCACAGGAUCCAACAGAUAUUCACCUAGUUGGUGAGACAGACCCUGAACACUUGCAAGAAAAUGCGGAUGUACCUGCAUCACCGCACGGAGCAGCACUAAACAUUGUGGUUUCCCAGUCUGAAGGAAAACAGUCUCCAAGUAUCUUACCGGACGACGUGGCAGGACAACUAGAAAGUAUGACUAAUGAUGAAAAAAUGAAUAUUUCAUCUGAGAAAGUCCCAGAUGUGUCACAUGGUUUGAAAGUGUCCCAGGAUCAAACAGACGUUCCCCUAGUUGGUGAGGAAGUCCCUGAAAAUUUGCAAGUGAACGAGGAUGUGUCCAAGUCUGAGGAAAUUCAGUCUCCAAGUAUCUUGCCUGACGAGGUACCAGGACAACCAGACGAUGGCAACUGUGAGCAAAUGGAUACCAUGCAGAACAGUGCCUAUAUUGAUGUUGGCAUAAUUUCAGGUAAGACGUGUGAGCCUUCGUCUUCUAUCCAGUCUGAGGAUGAGAACAAUAAAAAUUUAUCACAGUGUGAACCGGCAGAAGUAGUUGAACAAAGGGAUUUAAGGGAUCAAAUUUGCACAGGGUCUGUGGAAUCUCAGGUAGAGAUAACCGCUGCUAUUCUUGAAAAUAAAUCAGCUAAUAUCCAGCCCCUGCAAUCCAUUUUGGUUGAUCAAAUGGAUACAGAAGAAUCCAAAAAUCCUUGUGUCGCUAAUAUUUGCAACACUAAUUUAAGUGUUGAUGCGUCUUUACACCAAUUAGCUGAUAUCCACGCCGAGCCAACCAUUUUGCUUGAUCAAAUGGAUACUGAUGAAUCCAAAGAUCCUUGUGCCAGUAAUAUUUGCAACACUGAUAUUAGUGCUGAUCUGUCUUUACACCAGUUAGCUGAUAUCCAGCCCGGGCCAUCUAUUUUGGUUGAUCAAAUGGAUACUGAAGAAUUCAACGAUCCUGAUGCCAAUCAUAUUUGCAACACUGAGAGACGUGCUGAUGUUUCUUUAGACCAGUUAGCUGAUAUCGAGAGCUCAUCAUCUCAUACAGUUGUGCAAAAGGACAUUGAGGAUCAAGAUCAAGUUGAAGCUUCUGGAUGUGAGUUAGUUGCUGUCUCGACCUUAACAGAACCUCAAAUUCCAUUACCACCAUCCACAGAGCCAGUGGUUGCUGAAGGUACAGAAUCCCCUUCUUUCCUUCCAAUGACGGCGAAAGAAAAUGCCGAGAGGCAAGUAGCUGAUAUUGAGCACUCAUCGCCUCCUACAGUUCUGGAAAAGAACAUUGAGACACAAGAUCAAGAUCAAGUUGAAACUGCUGUAUCUGAAUUAGGUGAUGUCUCUACUGAAUGUUCGACAGAACCUCAAGUUCAAUUACCGCCAUCUGCAGAGCCAGUGAUUGCCGAGUGUACAGAACAUUCUUCGUCCCUCCCAAUGAUGGAGGAAGAGAAUGCUGAUAUCAAGCCCUCGUUGUCUCCUAAGACUGUGGAAAAGAACAGUGAGGAUCACGUUCAAGUUGAAACUGCUGGUUGUGAGUUAGUUGAUGUCUCUACCGGAUGUUUGUCAGAACUUCAAGUUCCUUUACCGUCGUUCGCAGAGCCAAAGGGAGAUAUGCACACUCACUUAGACAAAACAAAGAAAUCUGAAAUCGUGGUUGCCGAAGGUACAGUAUUCCCUUCAUCUCUCCCAAUGACGGAGGAAGAAAAUGCCGAGAGCCAAUUAGUUGAUGUCAUGCCCUCAUCGUCUCCUAUGGUUGUCGAAGAGGAUCAAGUUGAAACUGAUGGAUGUGGGUUAGUUGAUGUCUCUACUGGUUCUUCGGCACAACCUCAAGUUCAAUUACCGCCAUUCACUGAGCUAGUGGAAGGUACACGCGAUCAUUUAGAGGCAACAACGGAAUCUGAAACUGUGGUUACUGAGAGCCAAUUAGCUGAUAUAGAGCCAUCAUCGUCUCUUAGAGUUGUGCAUAAGAACAUCGAGGAUCAAGAUCAAGUUGAAACUGCUGGAUGUGAGUUAGUUGAAGGUUCAGAACCUCAAGUUCAAUUACAGUCAUCUGCAGAGCCAGAGGAAGGCAUGCACGUUCACUUAGAGGCAGCAAAUACAUCUGAAACCUUGGUUGCUGAAGGUUCAGAAUUCGCUUCAUCUCUCUCAAUGACGGGUAAAGAACAUUCAGAGAACCAAUUACCUGAUAUCGAUCCCUCAUUGUCUCUUACAGUUGUGCAAACAAACAUUGAGGAUCAAGAUCAAGUUGAAACUGCUGAAUGUGAAUUUGUUGAUGUCUCUACGAGCUGCUCGUCAGAACCUCAAGUUCAAUUACUCCCAUCCCCAGAUGCAGUGGGAGGUAUGCACGUUCACAAAGAAACCGUGGUUGCUGAAGAUACAGAGACGCCUUCAUCCCUCCCGAAGAUGGAGGAAGAAAAUGCCGAGAACCCAUCGGACAGGCUUGAUGGUGAAUCCGACAGUGCAAAUGUUGCUGUUGUUGAAGGAAGUUGUGUCGAGCCAAAUUCACUGGUCACCGAAAAGAGCAAAGCAGAGGAACCAAAAGACAAUGAUAAUGUUUAGUUCAUUUCUUCUACAUUAAGUUGUAAAACUUUGAUUAUCUAAUAUCAGGAACUCUUAGUAACACUUUAUUCUAUUGUAUCGUUUUGAAGAAUGAAAGCCCGUAAAUUAAGAAGCUUGUAUCGCCUAAAAAAUUAGUUUCCUAUGUUCUGUUGAAGAUGUGUAGACUGUAUCUGACUUGGUGUCGUAUUCUCUGAAAAAAAUUUCAUUACCUAA
Molecule: messenger RNA, 10358 nt
Organism: Camelina sativa (false flax)
Lineage: Eukaryota; Viridiplantae; Streptophyta; Magnoliopsida; Brassicales; Brassicaceae
Source: RefSeq, a predicted model, not a curated record